CACAUCCAACACUUCCUGACUGAGAGGAACAUUGCUGUGCUUCGUCAUGGGAACAGUGUUGACAUUGUUGCAGGUGUGGUGAUGAGCAACGGUUACCUGUGGAAGAAGCACAGGAAGUUUACCCUCUCCUACCUACGCCACUUUGGAGAAGGCCAGCGAUCCCUGGAAAACUACAUCAAAGUGGAAUGUGACUUCUUGUGCGAGGCCUUCAAAGAGGAGCAAGGGAAGCCAUUCAACCCUCACUUCACUCUCACCAACGCGGUUGGCAACGUCAUCUCCACGGUGCUGUUUGGACACCGCUUUGAGUACAGCGAUGGAAACUACCGCAAAUUUCUCGAGCUGGACAACGAGGCCAUUCUGCUAGCCGGUUCUCCAUUUGCACAGCUCUACAACGCCUUCCCCUCUCUAUUCAAGUACCUGCCAGGCCCGCACCAGACAGUCCUCGCCAACUACAGGGAGAUCGAGCUCUUCCUGAAGGCUGAAGUGCAAAAGCACCAGGAGCAGUGGAACCCGGAGCAACCCCGCGACUUCAUUGACGAGUACAUUGCGGAGAUAGAAAAGCUGAAGGAAGACCCCGAAGCCGGAUUCAACAUUGAAAGCUUGCUGGUUUCCACCCUGGACCUCCUGGAGGCGGGCACGGAGACCUCAGCCACCACCUUGCGCUGGGCUCUGGUGUACAUGAUGCACUAUCCGGAUAUACAAAGGAAAGUCCAGGCGGAAAUCGACAAUGUGAUUGGACAAUCUCGCCUGCCCGCGCUGUUAGACCGACUUAACAUGCCCUACACCGAAGCUGUCAUUUAUGAGAUUCAGAGGAUGGGCAACAUCGUUCCUUUGGGGUUCCCCAAGAUGGCCAGUAAGGAGACAACACUGGAAGGAUAUCUCAUCCCAAAGGGCACAGCCAUCGUGACCAACCUGGCGUCGGUGCUCUUCGACAAGAAUGAGUGGGAGACGCCUGAGAUGUUCAACCCUCAACACUUCCUGGAUUCGGAGGGCCGCUUCCGCAAAAGAGACGCCUUUCUGCCGUUUUCUGCAGGCAAGCGAGCGUGUUUGGGCGAGCAGCUGGCGCGGAUGGAACUCUUCCUCUUCUUCGCGGCCCUCCUGCAACGCUUCACCUUCGUCGCCGUCCCCGGAGAGGAGCCCAGCCUGGAGGGCGUUCAGGGCUUCACCAAUUCUCCCGCCGAGUUCCGGACCUUGGCCGUAACGCGCUGAUGGGGGUCCGCCUGCCUGCACACCCCGAGAGGAUCCUGGAUUACGAUUAGGAUGAGAGUUUCACUUCUUAUGACGCAUUACCGCAAUACAUUGGAAAUAAAAGAGCACGUGGAUGCAA
Molecule: messenger RNA, 1327 nt
Organism: Hippocampus comes (tiger tail seahorse)
Lineage: Eukaryota; Metazoa; Chordata; Actinopteri; Syngnathiformes; Syngnathidae
Product: cytochrome P450 2J2-like
Exons: 7
Biological process (GO): xenobiotic metabolic process
Cellular component (GO): intracellular membrane-bounded organelle; cytoplasm
Molecular function (GO): oxidoreductase activity, acting on paired donors, with incorporation or reduction of molecular oxygen, reduced flavin or flavoprotein as one donor, and incorporation of one atom of oxygen; iron ion binding; heme binding
Source: RefSeq, a predicted model, not a curated record